This is a messenger RNA of Diaporthe batatas, 2299 nucleotides long. RefSeq lists its product as uncharacterized. Gene Ontology annotation, molecular function: sulfate transmembrane transporter activity. The coding region runs from base 81 to 2174 and encodes 697 amino acids. Gene Ontology annotation, cellular component: membrane. The transcript is spliced from 4 exons. The record is from RefSeq and is a predicted model, not a curated record. NCBI's taxonomy places the organism in Eukaryota, Fungi, Ascomycota, Sordariomycetes, Diaporthales, Diaporthaceae. Gene Ontology annotation, biological process: transmembrane transport.
CUCAGACACGCUCCUUUUGCAUCACAACCUCACCCUGCCUCUCGUAAACCUCCUCCCCAAAACCCCACGCAGUCGUCAUCAUGAAGGUGGUUGACGCUGUGAAGAAUGACGUCCGCACGGAUGUGACCUGGAAUAAGCUCGGCCGGCUUACGACCAAGGCGGCGAAGGCCUUCCCAUCUGCCUCGGCGCGAUACAUGAUCGACAAGGUGCCUAUCGUGGGCUGGCUGCCAAGAUACAAUCCCCGAUGGCUCAUCAACGACACCAUCGCCGGCUUGACGCUGGGUCUCAUGCUUAUCCCGCAGGGCCUGUCCUAUGCCUCCCUGGCCACAAUCCCCAUCCAGUACGGCUUGAUGUCGAGCUGGUUUCCAUCAGCCCUCUACGCGUUCAUGGGGACCACGAAAGAUCUGUCUACCGGGCCGACGUCGCUUAUAGGGCUCCUCACAUCGGACAUCGUUGAGUCCUUCGGUGAGGAUUCACCGUACUCGCCUCAGCAGAUCGCGUCCGCGGUUGCCAUAUCAAUGGGUGUAUUCGGCAUGAUCUUGGGGUUCCUGAAACUCGGCUUCCUGUUGGAAUUCAUCUCCAUCCCCAUCAUCACCGGCUUCAUCUCAGCUGUGGCCAUCACGAUCCUACUCAACCAGAUGGGCUCUCUACUCGGCUCGGACAUUUCGUCAGAUGGUGCUGCCAGUCAGAUACAUGAUGUAUUCGCCAACCUUGGUGGUGCGAGUGGCCUCACGUGUGCCAUCGGCUUCUCAUGCAUCGCCUUCCUGACCAUCCUCGACAAGGCUGGAAAGCGGUGGGGCGAUAAGAACAAGGUCGUCUGGCUCCUCUCCAUCCUCCGCGCAUUCCUGGCCUUGGUUCUCUACACGGGCAUCAGCUACGCCGUGAACCAUAAUCUUGGUGAUGAUGACUACCUGUUCAAGGUCGUCAAGGUGAAGUCCAACGGUCUGGAGACGCCUCAAAUUCCUUCGAUGGAUCUUGUCAGCCAGACUUUCACUAAGAGCAUCACCGUUUUCGUCGGCGCAGCUAUUGAGCACACAGCUAUCGCGCGGGCCUUUGGUGUGAGGAACGACUAUAUUCCUGAUCAGAGCCAGGAGCUCUGUUACUUCGGAGUUUGCAACUUCUUCAACAGCUUUUUCCAUUCCAUGGGUGUCGGCGGCGCCAUGUCGAGGACAUCAGUCAAUUCAUCCUGCAAAGUCAAGUCACCACUGUCAGGCUUUGUCACAACCGCCAUCAUCCUCGUAUCCAUCUAUAAGCUAGUGGGCCUCCUUUACUGGAUCCCUAAGGCAGCUCUCGCAGCUAUCAUCAUUUGCGCCGUGUGGCCCCUGAUCUAUCCACCGUCGACCUUCUACCGCUUCUGGAAGACGUCGCUCGCCGACUUCAUCACCUCAAUGCUGGCUUUCUGGAUCACGUUGUUCUACUCGACCGAGUUCGGUAUCUUCAUUCCUGUCGCUUUCAACAUCGUAUACCUCAUUCUGCGCCAAACAUUUACGUCCAUCACCGCAUCUGCCGUACCCCCCCGCUCCGAAUUGGCCUCUUCCCUCGAUGCUGCCCGCGGAUUGCCGCCGUCGCACGUUGCCGAUCAGAUGAUGAUGGAUGUCCACGUCUUCCGAUUCAACGAGUCUUUCUACUUUCCCAACUCGCAUCGCCUGACCGCACGCAUCCUAGACUCGGUCCAGACUCACCAUGGCCCCGUCUACAAUGGUUCCGGGGGCCCUGAGAGGGAGAGGAACUGGUCUGUAGUGGCUGAGAAGCGCAUUAACCGCCUUCGGAUUGCCGCUGGUGUUACCGAUGCCUCGGCGCUGCCACCCAUUGGCCUGGUCGUUCUUGACUUCGGGAGGGUCAAUCAUAUUGACAUUACCGCUGUGACGCAUCUCAAGACUCUGACUGCCGAGAUCUACAAGUAUGGUGGCAAGGGUGUUGAAUUCCGUUUCGUCGAUAUGAGCCCUUAUGUGCGCGAGAGGUUUGAGAGGGCGGGCUGGAGGGUCGUUGACGGUGGCGUGCCGCUGUCCCUUUCCGAAGCUGAUGAAGCCAAGCAGACCAGGCUGUUCAACUCGGUCGCUGAGGCCGUCAUGGCGCCCAGGAUGAGGGACCAGUAUUUCGAGGAGCAAUACCUCGAGAAGUCAGACACGGUGAACACGCUGAAGCCGACGGCUUCUUAUAUGGAAGAUGCUUAAGAAAGAUCUGUCCGGGGGCAGGCGCGCCAUUGAUGGAACGGAGAGAUGGAACAUACGGCGCUGAGAAGGUGCUGGCUCAUCCAUGUGAGCGCACGGGCAUGUUCCUGUUGUUUUCAGGCUUUUUC